AUGGCCACCACAAUCCCAACCCAAACCCCAUCCUCCUCGAGAAAACCUCAAAUCAGCGUAAUUGGCUCCCUAAACAUCGACUUCGUAACAGCAACCCCGCGCUGCCCAGGACCAGGCGAAACUCUCACAGCAACCUCCCUCACGGUCUCAGCAGGCGGCAAAGGCGGAAACCAAGCCGUAGCCUGCGGUCGCUCCUCCUUCACAUCGCAAACAACCCAAGAUGUCUCCAUCAACAUGAUCGGUGCCGUCGGCGCCGAAGACCCAUACUACACGACCCUCCUACAACCGGCACUCGAGAAAUCCGGCGUCGACACAACAUCCGUCGAACAAUCGACCGUCGCGCAGACGGGCUCGGCAACCAUAAUUGUGGAAGAAGCUAUCGGCGGCGAGAACAGGAUACUCGUCGUCCCAGGCGCCAACCAUUCUGGAAUUCUCAGUGAUGUCGGAAAAAUCCUCGCUGCGCUACCGAGUCACAGGUCUACUCCCGACGUCGUCGUGCUGCAGGGCGAGAUCCCGCGCUCCACGACACUGGGCUUGCUGGAGUACUUCAAUGACGUUUCUGCCGAGGACCGUGCGAAAGUGGUUUUCAAUCCCGCGCCCGUGUUUCCGGAGGGGAUUCCGCUCUCCGCGCUGCGCGGGACUGCUGUGCUGAUCAUGAAUGAGACGGAGGUUGUCCAGAUGGCGCGGUCGAUUGACGGUCUUCCUGUUGGGGAUGUUGUUGAGGGGGAUGAUUUACGGCCUGAGGAGUUUGCGCCGCGGUUCCAUGAGCGUGCGGGCGUUGAGAUUGUUCUUAUUACACUGGGCGCGAAGGGUGUUUAUUUCUCGACCAAGACGGGUCGCGCUGGUAUUGUUGCUGGGAUUAAGGUUGCCAAGGUUGUUGAUACUACUGCGGCGGGGGAUACAUUUGUUGGGUACUUCGCGACUGCUGUAGCGCGUUUCUUGGCCUCGGGACGGGGCCUGGUGGCGUUUGAUGAUGAGAUUGAGCGGGCGGUUUCGAAGGCGAAUGCUGCUUCUGCUCUGUGUGUUCAGCGGCGAGGGGCUAUGCAGAGUAUUCCUUUUGCAUAUGAUAUAGAAUGA
Molecule: messenger RNA, 1077 nt
Organism: Penicillium digitatum Pd1
Lineage: Eukaryota; Fungi; Ascomycota; Eurotiomycetes; Eurotiales; Aspergillaceae
Product: ribokinase
Biological process (GO): D-ribose metabolic process
Molecular function (GO): ribokinase activity
Source: RefSeq, a predicted model, not a curated record